AUGGAAACGGCACGUCACGCAUUAAACGUACCGCACGCAUCACAUGUAGGUCAGGGGCAAGUUGCGCCCCGCGCACUUCACACCGCUCACCCUGCGUUAUCGCCCGAAGGACGCGGCGACGUGGGACGAGGGGUGGGGAGGGACAGGGCAAGGACGAGUGCGCCGCCCGCAGCUUCCGCGAUCUUGUCGCGACAUCCCGGAAGUCGGCGAAAAUGA
Molecule: messenger RNA, 216 nt
Organism: Arctia plantaginis
Lineage: Eukaryota; Metazoa; Arthropoda; Insecta; Lepidoptera; Erebidae
Source: the annotation of a GenBank genome assembly